Cokeromyces recurvatus is the source of this 1815-nucleotide messenger RNA. Its product is annotated as ornithine decarboxylase. Gene Ontology annotation, cellular component: cytoplasm. Gene Ontology annotation, molecular function: ornithine decarboxylase activity. Bases 480 to 1781 code for a protein of 433 amino acids. The transcript has 3 exons. NCBI's taxonomy places the organism in Eukaryota, Fungi, Mucoromycota, Mucoromycetes, Mucorales, Mucoraceae. The record is from RefSeq and is a predicted model, not a curated record.
UUUUUUUUUAUUAUUUUAUUUUUUUUUUUCAAAAAAAUACCUUCUUUAACUGUAAUACUUUAUCUUUAAAAAAAGUUUUACAGUUUAUAUUCUUUUGUCACUUCCAAGCUCUUAUUUGAUAUCUCGGACUGCAACACAGCUCAGUCCGUCUUUGCCCAUCACGGCCUCAGAAACCAAACUAGCAGACAGUUUAUUUGACCGGCGAGGCUUUCCUCCUUGGCUUUCCUGAAAUUUUUUUUAAUUAAUUAAUUUUUUGAAAGGGAACUCUUUAACGCGAAACUUUUGUAUCCUCAAUAUUUUUCUUUUUCUUUUCUUUUUCUUUACCUUUCUUCUUCGUCCCCUACACACAUCACCUUCUUCAAUCAGGAAAGAAUUAACUCUUUUUUUCUUUUAUAAACUCUCCUAAUUUAUUAUUCUUUUUGUUAUAUAUAUACAUACACACACACAUAUAUAUAUAUCCUACAAUUACAUUGAUUAUUAUGCGCACUGAUCUUGAAACUCUCACCAUUAACCCUCCUUUUAAUACUCUUGAACUUUUCAAAUCAGGUGUUCCUUCACCUGAUAUGGAGAUUCAAAACAAAACAAUCCCUGAAAUAAUUCAAAAUAAGCUUCAAUCGAUUUCUAAUCAGAAAUAUGAUUAUGAACAAGAAAAUGCCUUUUUUGUUGGUGAUUUGGGUGAAGUUUUCCGUCAACAUUUGCGUUGGAAAGCUUUACUUCCAAGAAUCGAGCCCUUUUUUGCGGUUAAAUGUAAUCCUGACCCAAUGGUUGUAAGACUCUUGGAAUCUUUGGGAUGUGGAUUUGAUUGUGCCUCAAAGCAAGAAAUUCAACAAGUCUUGGAUCUUGGUGUUGAUCCUAGUCGUAUCAUCUAUGCCAAUCCAUGUAAACAGGCUUCCUUUAUUCGUUAUGCUGCUCAACAUAAUGUGAGCCGUAUGACAUUUGAUAAUGCAGAAGAACUUCACAAGAUUAAGAAGCUUUAUCCUGACGCUGAACUUGUCUUGCGUAUUUUGACAGACGAUUCCAUGUCAUUAUGUCAAUUAGGUCUUAAGUUUGGUGCACCUUUACAUACCGUUCAACACUUGUUGCAAACGGCUAAAGAAUUAGAGUUGAAUGUAAUUGGUGUGAGCUUUCACGUUGGUAGCGGAUGUCUGGACGAAAGUGCAUUUGGAGAUGCAGUCAUUCGAGCUAAAAACGUAUUUGAUCAAGCAAAGGAAAUGGGGUUCAAUUUCUCUCUUUUGGAUGUUGGUGGAGGUUUCCCUGGUGCCGAUGUAAAAGAUGGUAUCACGUUUGAAAAGGUAGCUGCCAUCUUGGGCCCGAUUGUGGACCGUUUAUUCCCCCCCGAAAUUCGCGUUAUUGCAGAACCUGGUCGUUAUUAUGUUGCUUCUGCUUUUACAAUCUGUACAAACAUCAUCAGUAGACGUACAACGAUGCCUGUUGAUGAAGAUGUAGAGCAAAACCCAGAAUUCAUGUACUAUGUGAAUGAUGGUGUCUAUGGUUCUUUUAACUGUAUCAUCUUUGACCAUCAAGUCGUACACCCAAGGGUGUUGGUCAAGAAAGAAGAAUUCUUGUAUGGUAAAGAACUGGAUGAGGCUUAUUUUGAAAGUAGUGUUUGGGGACCUACUUGUGAUUCAAUUGAUUGCUUAAAUAAGUCUAGCCGUUUGCCAAUGCUCGAGCCUGGAGAUUGGCUUUAUUAUGAAAAUAUGGGAGCUUAUACUAUUUGUGCUGCUUCUCAAUUUAAUGGAUUUAGAAAAUCAGAUGUUAUUUACACAAACACAUAUUGCUGAACUUUUUAUAAUAAACUGUGUUCAUUUUAAACUA